Molecule: messenger RNA, 5083 nt
Organism: Rhinolophus ferrumequinum (greater horseshoe bat)
Lineage: Eukaryota; Metazoa; Chordata; Mammalia; Chiroptera; Rhinolophidae
Product: zinc finger protein 554-like
Biological process (GO): regulation of transcription by RNA polymerase II
Molecular function (GO): RNA polymerase II cis-regulatory region sequence-specific DNA binding; DNA-binding transcription factor activity, RNA polymerase II-specific
Source: RefSeq, a predicted model, not a curated record
AGAACUCGCUGCACAGACUUCCCCGCGGUGGGAUCGGCAGAACCGGGUGGCGCCCGAUCGCUGCGCAAUAAGUGCCACCUACACCCACACCUGGGGCCCCAGCGCCGGCAUACCCGCGAGCGGGCCACGCAGCCGCCCGAAGUCGGAGAUCAAAGGCUGCUUCCCCUGAGGCCUCGCUCCUGGUGUGCAGAUGGCUGUCUUCUCCCUGUCCUCACGUGGUUGUCCCUCUGUGUGUGUAUUUCUGUCUGCCCAGAAACCUGCGUUUUCCCAAGAGGCGAGGAUGGCUGCUGGCUGCCUGCGCUCCUGGCCCCAGGAGUCAGUGACCUUCCAGGAUGUGGCUGUGAACUUCACCCGGGAAGAGUGGGCUUUGCUGGAUGGUGCUCAGAGGAAGCUCUACAGAGAAGUGAUGCUGGAGACCUGCCGGAACCUGGCCUCCGUGGAACCCUUGAAGAAGCAAAGUACUAAUAUGGUUAUUGAAGAUGGUACAUUUUUCCCUGCACAAACCUCUCAGCACACCAGUCUUUCCCCAUGGACAGGGUGUUCACUCUUUUGGCCAGUGGUGUCUUUCCACUUGGAGCAAGGAGAAGCCAUGAGGAAUGGGGGAAAAGGAAUUCCCCAAGCCUCUCGUUCAGACUGGGAGACUAAACUGAAAAGCCAAGAAUCACUUUAUAAGAAGGUGGUUUUGAGGGAAGAACCAUCCAGUGGUAUGAAUAUUAUAAAGCUCCCCGGAGAAGACUGUGGAUAUGGUCAAUUUGACGAGAAACGUGAAGACCCCCAGAAACUUCUGAGUCAAAUGACAUACCUCCAAGUAAAGGCAUUUGCUCGAGAGAAGGCUACUGCUUGGCAGGAAUUUGGGGAAAACUGUAAUCUGAGCUCAGACUUUGUUUCAUCACAGGGAGGUGCUGUAGGAAAACACUUCUGUGACUGUGACCUUGAUAUUGAGAGUUUGGUAGCUGAUCCAUUCUUAAACCAUCAUCAGAUGGGAUGUACAGACCAGAGACCCAGUGAGAGUAAUGAACGUGGGAAAGACCUCAGCCAAAACAGUCUCCUUAUUCAACACAAAAGAACACGAACUUCUGCAUAUGUAGAAAGUGGGAGGUCAUUUAAUCACAGCACGGCUCUUACGAUACACAACAAAAUUAAUAAGGUGGAGAAACCCUAUGAGUGUCCCCAGUGUGGGAAAGUGUUUAACCGGAGGCAUUCCCUGAGUGAACAUCAGAGGAUUCAUACGGGAGAGAGACCAUACGAAUGUAAGGAAUGUGGGAGGGCCUUCACACACAGCUCCACCCUCACGCGGCACUUGAGAACUCAUACUGGAGAGAAGCCCUACACAUGCAAUGAAUGUCGGAAAGCCUUCAACAGGGUUUCGUCUCUUACCCAACAUCAGAGGACUCAUACAGGGGAAAAGCCCUAUAAAUGCAAGGACUGUGGCAAAUCCUUCUGCCAGAGUUCUUACCUGAUAUUGCACAAGCGAACGCAUACCGGUGAGAAGCCCUAUGAGUGUAAUGAAUGUGGGAAGGCCUUCAGUGACCGCUCAUCACUUAACCAGCACGAGCGAACUCACACUGGCGAGAAUCCCUAUGAAUGUAAUCAGUGUGGAAGAGCCUUCAGCCAGAGGUCCUCCCUGGUUAGGCAUGAGAGAACUCACACUGGAGAGAAACCAUAUAACUGUAAUGAAUGUGGGAAAGCAUUCAGCCAGAGUUCUUCCCUUAUCACACACCAGAAAACUCACACUAGUCAAAAAACCUAUAAAAUCAUUGACUGUGGGAAAGCUUUUUAUCAGAGCUCCCACUUUAUUGCAUUUUAGAGCUUGCUUGCUGUCCUAUAAAAUACUUUUUAGCACUCUACCAUGAGUAUGUUAGACUUUGCUCCUCUGAUGUCCUGCUUGAAAAGAAGUAGGCUUAUGCCCCAUUCUUGAAGGAAAACACUGAAGUCUAGAUCUGAGAAGCUCCACCCUCUUGGAAAAGAUCAGUAAAUGGGAACACUAAUACGGAAUGGGAUUUUGCUAAGAAUUAUCACAUUAAUUGAGUUGUUGAAUCAAAAGGUGUGCUGUUUCAACUUUUUGUUUCAAUCGCCAAUAUUUUCAUUUCAAUAAUCUGUUUCAAUAUUUUCUUAAUACUCCCACCCCUGUUGGUUACUUAGCAAGGUCCUCACUUGCCCUGACGUGCAUUACUAUGGUGGUGUGGAGCAUAUGCUAAGAAAGAAAGUGCGUCGGGUGUGACAUGAAAAAUAGGGUGCAGAGUGGCCUGUGCGUUCUGUCCAGUGAAGUCAGGGUUGUCUGAUUGGGAUUUUUCUGCCUUUUGCCAUUUCAUUUGCUGUUGUGGGAAUCAUCUUGACAGUAAUUAAAAAUCAACGCCAAGGGAUACCGAGUUUUAUUAAUCAGUCAAGGAGGAUCGUGGAUACCAAGAUGAUGGGAAUAGAGUGCAGGAGGACUCGGGACACGGUGAGGUGGAGCAGCCUUUGGUGGCCUGGGAAAAGCCCCAACUGUAAGGUGUCCUUCCCAGAGUAGAGGCCAAGAGUGCUGACACCCUCGUCAUCGUCCUCACCAUUCCCAUUUAUUGGUGCUUACUGUAUUACUGGCACCACUCCAGCCCUUGUGUCCGUGUCUGCAUUUAACCUUCCCAACAACCCCGUGAGACAGUAGCUUUUCCUAUCUCCAUAUUACAGAAGGGGAAACAGAAAUAAAGUGCCCAAAGUCACACAACUAGAAUGUAGUGGAAUCUGGAUUUGAAUUUGAGCAACCUACAGAGCGUGGUGCUCAUAAUACCAAGGCCGCCUAUUCAAUUCCUACAUGGACCAGUGAGAAACAACGGCUUGAGCUUGGAGCUGAGCUGCCAGCAGGCAGCCAGUUGGCUCAGUAGUUGGAGAGCAGGUUCUUGUGGCAACAAGGUUGCCAGUUUGAGUCCCACAUGGACCAGUGAGAAGCAACGGCUUGAGUUUGGAACUGAGCCUCUGGUUGGUGGCCGGUUGGCUCAGUUGUUAGAGUGCAAUGCUCAUAACACCAAAGUCACUGGUUCAAGUCCCACAUGGGCCAGUUAACUGCACCCUCCCUAACUAGGUUGAAAACAACGACUUGACUUGGAGCUGAGCUGCGCCCUCCACAACUAGAUUGAAAAACAGUGACUUGGAGCUGAUGGGUCCUGGAAAAACACUGUGUUCCCCAAUAUUCCUCAAUAAAAAAAUUUAAAAAAAGGAUUUGAGCAACCUGUACAAAGACAAUACGGCAUUUGCAAGGAGGGAAACAGCUGUGUUUUCUAAAUUCUCUCUCAGAAGACAUCUAACUUCCAUCUGAGUCUUCCCCUUUCCCUAACAAGCUAAGAAGGAAAGUUGCCUUUCAGAUCUUUCACCUGAGUGGGACCUGAUCACGUGAAUAUGGUUGCCUUACCCUAAAGUAGAGAUCCCUUAUCUGGGGUCUGUGUAGACCCCACUGGGUUGAUGGAUGGCUUUCUUUGAGGGCUCUGUAAGCCUUGAGCUGGAUGCAAAAUGUGUUUUGGGGCAUAGAUGUGCUUUCACCAUAUUCUUAGGAAUAGUUGACUUAGAGGUGUUAUGAGUGCACUGUUUUUCAGUCUUGAUCUCUCCUUCCCUCCAACAAUUAUUUAUAUAGAACCUGAACUCUCUGUGGUGACAGGUGGCUGUAUGUAAGACAGACAUAUAUUCCAGUGGUGAAGACGCAGUGUGGCUUCAUGGGCAGGAGAUCUGUGUGGUCACCCAAGACUCUGCUCUCAGAAAGGUCCUUUGAUUGGUUUUAACAGUCUGCAGUAUCCAUCCCAAUAUUCUUAAUAAUUUUGAACAAAGGGUUCCCCCUGCAUUCUCAUUUUGCAGUAAGCCCUGUAUGUUGUGUAGCCAGAACUAUGAUAGAGGAGGGGCAGGAGCAGAUGUUAAACAAGUAACCAAAUACUUGAAAUAACUACAGAUUUUGGUAGAUUCUUUGGACACAAAAAAAUGAUAUUGCUGUAAUAGACAAUAAGAGAGAGACAAAGCUCAGACAGGGCCUUUCUCAGGGUCUGCAUUUAAGUUGAGAUGUGCAUGAUUGGAGCAACCAAGAUGAGGAAUUUAACCAAAGGAGGGCUUCGGUUUAGCUGUUUUCACACUAUAGUUUUAUGAUCACUUUAAAAAAAUACUCACAAUUUUAUUUUGAUUUCUCAGACUCAAAAGUAUUUUGAGAGAAAAUACAUUUUUUAAAUUUCUGGGUAUUUAAAUACGUUACCUCUGUUUAAAUAUGAAUUCUUUUUCUUGUUUUAUUGCACUGGCUCACUCCUCUAGUAGCGUGUUGAUUGAGAGUGUUGAGAACAGAUUUCCUUGCUUUGUUCCUGAUCUUAGGGAAAAGCAUUCAGUCUUCUACCAGAGAGUGUGAUGUUAACUGGGAUUUUUCAUAGAUGCCCUUCAUCCUUACUUUUUUAUUAAAUAUCUGCUUUAAUUAUGCUACAGUCUGAGAAUGUGUCUACUGUUGUAAAUCUUUGAAAUUUAUUGAGGUUUACUAUGUGAUUGAGUUUUAGAAGUAUUUCAUAGAUCUUGAGAAGCAGCUGUAUUCUCUGCUUUUAUGAUUAGGAAUCUGGCUUGUAUCUUAAAUCAAUCUGAUUAAUCAGUGGCUCUCAAAUUUCAUGUCAGGAGGUUUGGAUUUAAUAAGCGAGAGUUGGAGCCCAGUAAUAUGCAUUUUGAAGGCACCAGGUGAUUUCCUCUUUUAAUUACAGUUUGAGAAAUGUUGCUUGUCCUUAAUUGUCCUUGGAUUGCUGAUUCAAAGAUAAUUAGCUCAAGACAAUUAAGUUACAGUUUCCUACUGCUAUUGUGCUGAAUUUCCCUCAGUGUUUUCUGUUAUUUUGCUUCAUUUUUAAAAAAAUUGUUUUUGUUUUAUUUGGGGUAAAUUAAUUUAUGAUAGAUCUUCAUUAUGAAUUAUACCCUUUAUCACUUUGAAGUGAUCUCUUUGCUUUAAUUAAUAGCACCACCUCUGUUUUUUAAACAAAAUCAGUCUGUUUGAUUUUGGUGUAAUUUUUCAUCUCCUUUGAAUUUCUACUUUUUAAAUCCCCUGUAGCUCUCAUUUUAAACACAUAGAUGGAUUUUGUUUUAGAAUUCUUACCUUUAUUCC